Suillus subalutaceus is the source of this 989-nucleotide messenger RNA. RefSeq lists its product as uncharacterized. NCBI's taxonomy places the organism in Eukaryota, Fungi, Basidiomycota, Agaricomycetes, Boletales, Suillaceae. The record is from RefSeq and is a predicted model, not a curated record. Bases 152 to 838 code for a protein of 228 amino acids. The transcript has 3 exons.
CUUAGUCCAGUAGACCAAACCAUGAUAGCUAAGAUAUUUCCUUUAGGUGUCAACGUCGGCGACGGUGACCGUAACCGACGCGAACCUCGCAACAAUAGUCAUUUUGCAAUUCCGUGGAGGCCCAUUUAAAAAAUCAUCAACGGUCAUCAUCAUGUCACCAACGCCUGGCACCCGUACUCCCCGUCGCGUGCAAUGGGCAAGCACAGAACAUGUCCACGAACCAGAACCAGUCAGUCCACGCGCACUGGACGAGAUGGCUCAGGAUCCGAACGCGUUUGAAACGCUCAAAGAAGCACUCGAGCGCCACCACUCCUCUCGUACACAUUCUCCAUCUACCCAAAUCAUACCCACCACGGCAGACAUACAUAUCUAUCCCCCAAGCACACCUUCGACCGUGCAUACAUCCCCUACAUCUUCUACCCCGUUCCUCCCACGCCGUACACACGCCCUGCCAGGCGAAGUCUUUAUUGACCCCUUAGAAAGUGCUGGCCUCCCUCUCUCUUCAAGACAAGCAAGCGGGGACUCUGAAUUCCCAGCAGACGGCCGCGUCGAACACCUCGCCGUGCGCGAAGCGGCGGGCGUCGUCAGAGCGCACACUAAACGACGGGGUAUCCUCGGUCGUCGCCACCGCUCAAAAUCACGAUCACGGGUCGCAGAACCAGAGCCAGACUCUGAAAAAGAGUGCUGGGAUACGAACGGAAAAGUCGAAGAAGAAAAACCCCAUACAACUUCGCAACAAUCACCCAAGAAAUCAUGGUGGCAUUUCCGUACUCCCCCCCUCAGUAGCUCCUACCCCUCACCAUCCUCCACCUUACGCACAAUCGCGCGGUUCUUAUGACCCCGAAUCUCACCCUCCGGUACAUCCUUCUCAGCCGAAACUAGGCUCUGGCGUGCUGAGUGCGUUGUUGGCACUCUACGGGCAGGACCACGACGAGCACGAUCCUGCGCAUAGCGAAGACGAGUCAGACCUCUCCAAUCCCGAACGUCCA